AUUUACGGUGAACUCAGUACCAAGACAGUCUUUUCACCUAGCAAGCGUAUACUUGUUUGGGCCUUCUGAUGCGCCGUCCUUUAGUCAGCUGGUCGUGACAGUUUAAAAGUGGAAGUACCGGGCAUAGGAAAAACAAUGAAAAAACGAUAUUCUUGAGAAUAUUUCUUCUUUAGAUGGUGAAGUACUGAAACUUGAUUAUGCCUACAACAGCCCACGUAAUCAGCUGCAUACAGAAACUAGUCCUGUAUGAAACAAGAGCGAGAUACUUUCUGGUUGGCAGUAACCAUGCGGAAACCAAAUAUCGUGUUUUGAAAAUUGAUCGUACUGAACCAAAGGACUUGACUAUAAGCGAUGAUCAGCAUGUAUACAGCCAGCAGGAAGUGCGGGAACUGCUGGGACGCCUUGAUCUAGGAAACCGAACUAAAAUGGGACAGAAGGGAUCUUCUGGCUUGUCUCGAGCUGUGUCCGCUUUUGGCAUUGUUGGUUUUGUCCAGUUUUUAGAAGGUUAUUACAUUGUGCUUAUAACUAAAAGGCGGAAGAUGGCAGACAUAGGUGGGCACGCUAUCUACAAAAUUGAAGAUACAAAUAUCAUUUAUAUUCCAAAUGACUCUGCACGAAUUGCUCAUCCAGAUGAAGCAAGGUAUGUUAAGAUCUUCCAGAGUGUGGAUUUGUCAAGUAAUUUUUACUUCAGUUAUAGCUAUGAUCUGACUCAUUCACUUCAGUACAAUCUCACCAUCUUGAAGACUCCUCUUGAAACUUUAAAACCUGAAGUAGUACCACAUGCUCGCCAAGAGGGUUUUGACAUUUUUGAGGCAGAGUGUCUAUCUUCAAAUGGUGAUAAUGUUGUCUUUGGAAUCUCCAGCAAGCCAUGUGCAAAGUACGUUUGGAAUUUACAGCUUCUUGACAAAAUUGCAGAUACUGUGCAUCGUGACUGGAUACUGCACAUUAUACAUGGAUUUUGUGGACAGUCAAAGCUGCUGAUCUAUGGGCGACCAGCUUAUCUUACCCUAAUAGCCAGAAGAUCGAGCAAAUUUGCUGGAACACGCUUUCUAAAAAGAGGUGGAACCUGUGAAGGUGAUGUAGCCAAUGAAGUUGAGACUGAACAGAUAGUCCAUGAUGCCUCUGUAAUGUCCUUCUCAUCUGGAAGUUACUCUUCGUAUGUUCAAGUUCGUGGUUCAGUUCCAUUAUAUUGGUCUCAAGACAUUUCCACUAUGAUGCCAAAGCCAUUAAUUAAAUUGGACCGAGCUGAUCCUUUUGCCCAUGUGGCAGCUCUGCACUUUGACCAGAUGUUUCACAGGUUUGGCUCCCCGAUCAUCAUUUUGAAUCUUGUCAAGAAACGUGAGAAGAGGAAGCAUGAAAGGAUCCUAAGUGAAGAGCUAUUUGCUGCUGUGACCUACCUCAACCAGUUUUUACCACCAGAGCACCAUAUUCAUUACAUUGCAUGGGACAUGGCUAAAUACACAAAAAGCAAACAGUUUAAUGUGCUGGAUCGUUUAAGCAUAAUUGCUGAAGAUGUGGUGAGAAAAACAGGCUUUUUUGUGAAUCGACCAGAUUUUUAUUGUCAUACAUUGAGACCUGAUGAAAAAUGGAAUAACCAAGGAGGACUAACUACUUCUUGUGGCCGUUUGCAGACUGGUGUUUUGAGAACUAACUGUGUUGACUGUUUGGAUCGCACAAAUACUGCCCAGUUCAUGGUAGGAAAAUGUGCGCUGGCCUUCCAGUUAUAUGCACUUGGAAUGAUUGAUAAACCAAAGCUGCAGUUUGAUACUGAUGCAGUUAGAUUGUUUGAAGAAUUGUAUGAAGAUCAUGGAGAUACCCUUUCUGUACAAUAUGGAGGAUCACAGCUUGUCCACAGGGUAAAAACAUACAGGAAGAUAGCACCUUGGACACAGCACUCCAAGGAUAUAAUGCAGACACUUUCAAGAUAUUACAGUAAUGCUUUUUCUGAUGCUGAUCGACAGGAGGCAAUAAACCUGUUUUUGCAAGUAUUUCAUCCUUCUGAUGCCAAUAACCCACUCUGGGAACUUGCUUCAGAUUAUUGUUUGCAUCAUAAGGACACUGCAGUGCUUCAACAUUCAAAGAGAAGUUACACAUUUUGGUGGACUUCUGAAGUAUUGCAGCAUUUGCCAUUACCUUAUGAUGAAGUUUUCAGUGCAGAAAACAAGGAACAUAUGGUAGUAAAAAAGUACCAUGCGUAUGAUGAAGAGAUCGACACAUACACAGAAUUCUGGCGACCCUGUGAACUGAGCUCAUUAGAUGAGACCUUCUGCUUGGCAAUGACACAUUCUGCACGGGAGAUUACUAUACCCAAGAAUGUCGGUAAGGAUCCAAGUCCAUUCACUGUCCGCAAACCAGAGGAGAGCAUGAAGUCAGUUCUUGGUAACAAAGUCAACAAAGAAGAAACCAUCUUGCAGCGCAAAACUGCUGCAAGUGCCCCACCCCCUCCAAGUGAGGAGGCUGUAUCAAGCAGUACUGAAGAUGACUCUGGAACUGACAAAGAAGAAGAUGGGUCUAUUUCCCAGCGUUCAACACCGGUUAAAAUAACUGACACAAGCGAUAGUUCUAAAAUUCCAGAUGAAUCAAGUCGAUCUACAGUUAAUGCAUACUGUAGCAGCCUGGUGAGCCUUCCUUCUGAGGAUGACCUCCUGAUUUAUGAAAGGUUUGUCCAGUUAGGGGAAAACCAACAUAAAAUAGACCAGACUACCCAAGUACCUGGUUCAAGAUGUCUUAGAAACAUUACAAAUCUGGCUCCUGUUUCCUCAUUUUCUUGUGACAGCAUUUAUGAGACCCAGCCACCUAAGGUCAGCAGAAAGUCAGAAAUCAUCUUUGAAAGCCACAUCCAAGCAAGCAAGGGCAUAAUGCAGAGCUUUGGAAAAGAAGACAUCUUCAUGUACAGAGAGUACAUCAAAAACCGAUACAUGUAAUUCAGAGACAGUAACUUUAAAAACUACAUGACAAGAAAGCACGUAAUACAGCUCUCAUGUGUCAGCCCAAAUUACAGUGGGGAAAAAAGGCAACAGAUUUUACUUGUACAUUAUGCAUUGAGUUUCCACUGCCAUACGAAAGCACAUUUUCUAGAAACAGAACAAUCAUUUAAGUUGUAGGAGGACUGCCAUUUAGGAGUUUUUACCCUGUCUUGCUGUAAUCAAAGCUCCUUAGGGUCUAAAAUCUGCAUCAUUACUAGCUGGCUCCCACGCUUGCAAGUCUUUUUUGUGUUUUUACCAGUUGUCUCAGAAGGUAAUUAUGACAUUUUCGUUUAGCCCAUUUUCCUUUUAAUGACAUUUAUUGCAUUGAUGAGAUCUCAAAAAUAAGUGAAUUAAUCCACUGGCUUAAAUGCAUUCUUUCCGAAUAAAGUACUGAAUCAGUGUUUGAAAAAUGAACAAAAACAAUAAAGUGGGUCCCAUGAAGAUAUGAA
Messenger RNA from Protopterus annectens (West African lungfish), 3415 nucleotides. It is a transcript of the gene FIG4, whose product is annotated as FIG4 phosphoinositide 5-phosphatase. Gene Ontology annotation, molecular function: phosphatidylinositol-3,5-bisphosphate 5-phosphatase activity. The transcript is spliced from 24 exons. Gene Ontology annotation, biological process: phosphatidylinositol dephosphorylation. Gene Ontology annotation, cellular component: intracellular membrane-bounded organelle. The coding region runs from base 198 to 2924 and encodes 908 amino acids. The record is from RefSeq and is a predicted model, not a curated record. NCBI's taxonomy places the organism in Eukaryota, Metazoa, Chordata, Ceratodontiformes, Protopteridae.